UGCCUUGCUGAGGCCGGAUACGCGGCGCCAGUUACCGGAAGUAGCGGACCGGACCGUAUCGGGUCGGGCUGCGUCGUUCCGUGCCGUGCUGCGCCGCGCCGACUGCUGGAAGCGCUGCACUGUGACUUGCGGCUCCGUUUCGCAGGAUGUGAGACAACUGCGUUUUAUUCGGGAUUCCUGCCUCGCCUGUUUAUAUUUCAAUGGCACACAUCACCAUAAAUCAAUAUUUGCAGCAGGUACAAGAAGCCAUUGACAGCAGAGAUGGACAAUUUUGUGCAGAAUUGGUAUCGUUUAAACAUCCACACGUUGCAAACCCAAGGCUACAGCUUCCAUCUCCAGAGGAGAAGUGUCAACAAGUUUUGGAACCACCAUAUGAUGAAAUGUUUGCAGCCCACCUAAGGUGUACUUAUGCUGUUGGAAACCAUGACUUUGUAGAAGCAUACAAAUGUCAAACAGUUAUUGUGCAAUCUUUCCUGCGAGCAUUUCAAGCACAUAAAGAAGAAAACUGGGCCUUACCUAUUAUGUAUGCUGUUGCCCUCGAUCUUCGAAUUUUUGCUAAUAAUGCAGAUCAACAGCUAGUGAAGAAAGGGAAAAGCAAAGUUGGCGACAUGUUGGAAAAAGCAGCAGAGCUGCUGAUGAGCUGUUUUCGGGUCUGUGCCAGUGACACUCGAGCAGGCAUUGAAGAUUCCAAGAAGUGGGGCAUGCUGUUUCUCGUGAAUCAGCUGUUUAAAAUCUAUUUUAAGAUCAACAAGCUCCAUCUGUGUAAGCCCUUAAUUAGAGCAAUUGACAGCUCCAACCUGAAGGAUGAAUAUAGUAUGGCACAGCGGGUUACAUACAAGUACUAUGUCGGGCGCAAAGCCAUGUUUGACAGUGACUUUAAGCAAGCUGAAGAGUAUCUGUCGUUUGCCUUUGAGCACUGUCACCGCUCAAGCCAGAAGAACAAAAGAAUGAUUUUGAUCUACCUGCUGCCAGUAAAAAUGUUGUUGGGCCAUAUGCCAACAAUUCAGCUCUUAAAAAAGUACGACCUGAUGCAGUUUGCUGAAGUAACAAAAGCUGUGAGUGAAGGCAAUCUUCUCCUGCUGAAUGACGCUCUGACAAAGCAAGAGACCUUCUUCAUUCGAUGUGGAAUCUUUCUUAUCCUUGAGAAGCUGAAAAUCAUCACGUACAGAAAUCUCUUUAAGAAAGUAUAUUUACUCCUCAAAACCCAUCAACUGUCUCUGGAUGCCUUUCUGUUUGCCUUGAAGUUCAUGCAAGUAGAGGAUGUUGAUAUUGAUGAGGUCCAGUGCAUUUUAGCUAACCUGAUAUAUAUGGGUCACAUUAAAGGCUAUAUAUCUCAUCAGCAUCAAAAGCUUGUGGUCAGCAAGCAGAACCCAUUUCCUCUGCUCUCAACAGUGUCUUGAGUAUUGUGGCUCAGCCAUGCAAGUACUUUUCUGAUACUCCUCUUGUCCAGUGGAGCUGCUCCUAAACACCCUGAGAAUGGUGUAAAUGACCUGGUUCAUGUCCAGGACUGGAAUAACAAGAACUGUUUGUGGCUCCUUCCCCAGAGUGACCAAGGCUGCCAGUGCUACAGAGUGUGUUGGAAUGAAAUGUGAUAGUUUCUGCAGGCUCUCCAGAUCAGUCAAAGUAUUUCACAAGGAAAUAAAGCAUUCCAAAUUCCUUCCAAACUACUUAAAAGCUUUUACAAGUUACUUUGUGUUAAUAUUUGUGCAUUUAUCUUUCAGAGAGGAGAGGUACUUUGUUACUUAUGUUAAUCCAUUCUUCAGAAUGGUAAUUGUUUUCUUUCUUAGUUUCCUUUUUCUCUUUUUUUAAAGUCUUUUCAAAAAUCUGGCUUAUAUUAAAUACUAUGUUCAAGCUUUAUCUAAAAACUAGAGAAGUGCUUGAUGCCAAAAGCUUUACUGUGCCAUUGAUACUUGAAGGUUCAAGUAAAUAUGGGAUUUUUGUCUAUAGGUGCUCACAAAUGGGUUUGUUGGUUUUUUUUUUUAAUUGUAGAGAUAUUUUGUUUCAAUUUUGUUAUGAUGAACAAAAGCUUAGCUAUUAAUCUUAUUAAACUAAAGCUUAAUCUUAUUAAGCUAUUAAACUUAUCCAUACUCUGAUUUAUUCUGCUCACGGGGAAAACGCUGACACUGGAUCCAUUAUUUGAAGUGUUACUACCUUAAGGGUUUUGUUUGUUUGUUUGGGGGUGUCCAUAGUAAUGGAAUGACAGGUUUGGGUUUUAAAAAUUAUUUUUAAAGGAAAUAAACAUUUUCUCCCUCUUUGACA
Molecule: messenger RNA, 2259 nt
Organism: Colius striatus (speckled mousebird)
Lineage: Eukaryota; Metazoa; Chordata; Aves; Coliiformes; Coliidae
Gene: PCID2
Product: PCI domain containing 2
Exons: 15
Coding region: 201-1400 (399 amino acids)
Biological process (GO): post-transcriptional tethering of RNA polymerase II gene DNA at nuclear periphery; transcription elongation by RNA polymerase II; poly(A)+ mRNA export from nucleus
Cellular component (GO): transcription export complex 2
Molecular function (GO): RNA binding; double-stranded DNA binding
Source: RefSeq, a predicted model, not a curated record